CUAUCAAAUUUAUGAGCUUAAAAAAUACUGCUCUGUGAACGAAGAAGAGCAGCCAUGUGUCAAUGGUUGGUUAUCACAAGGACGACAUAAUGACCCCUAAUCAGAAACUCAUAGCAGGUUGCAUAUCUGGAAUGGCGACUAGGUUCAUAACUCAGCCUCUUGAUAUAAUAAAAUUAAGAACACAACUACAGAAAAUGCAAGCACUGGACAAAAAAAAGAUUUGGUUUCGUACUACCAGGAAGAUAUUGAAAGAGGAAGGCGUUACAGCUUUCUGGGCUGGUCAUAAUCUUGGACAGAUUCACUCGAUAUUAUCAGUAAGUUCUCAGUUCUAUAUGUACGAACUGACAACUAAAUACGUUGCUGGUCUAUCCCACGACAGAGACAAACAACCGUAUCUAUUUUUCUUUUGCGGUGUAUUCUCUGGAUGCUGUUGUGCCACCCUGGUAAUUCCGAUUGAGGUGAUACGAGUCAGGCAGAUGAUAGUCAAGGAUCAAUAUCGAGGUCUGCUCAAUGGUGUCCGUGAGGUGUAUAACUAUGGAGGUAUCCUCGGUUUUUAUGAGGGCCUUAGUGCAUCAUUACUGCAGAUGGGCCCGUCUGUUGGUAUUUCAUUCGGUGUAUUCCGUUUCCUCCAGCCCAGAAUACUAAAGUAUUUUCAUGACUGCACCACCGAAAACUGCAUUCAUAGAAGCAAAAACACAAACAAACCAGAGCACCUUCUCCUGGCCAGCACUGUUGCUGGUUCUAUAGCCGGUUUUGUUUCCAAAACUAUCACGUACCCAUUUGAUUUGGCUAAACGGAGGCUUCAAAUCGCUAGUCAUAAAGAAGACCUCAGGUACCAAAUACCAAGCACGUCUAGGAACCUGGCUAAAUGCUCAAACCUACCUGACUGUAUCAUCAAUACACUGAAGACGGAAGGGCUUCGUGGCCUAUAUAGAGGAUGGAAGGUGACCAUUUAUAAAGCGCAGGUGACCAGCGUAAUGGCAUUCACUACUUACGAACUUGUAUGCUAUGCCAUAAGGGAGGUGGAAUCUUAAA
This is a messenger RNA of Achroia grisella, 1035 nucleotides long. RefSeq names its product mitochondrial thiamine pyrophosphate carrier-like. Gene Ontology annotation, cellular component: mitochondrial inner membrane. Gene Ontology annotation, biological process: thiamine pyrophosphate transmembrane transport. Gene Ontology annotation, molecular function: thiamine transmembrane transporter activity. Lineage: Eukaryota; Metazoa; Arthropoda; Insecta; Lepidoptera; Pyralidae. The transcript has 5 exons. Bases 63 to 1034 code for a protein of 323 amino acids. The record is from RefSeq and is a predicted model, not a curated record.